This is a messenger RNA of Belonocnema kinseyi, 1199 nucleotides long. Its product is annotated as reticulocalbin-2. The transcript has 4 exons. NCBI's taxonomy places the organism in Eukaryota, Metazoa, Arthropoda, Insecta, Hymenoptera, Cynipidae. Bases 75 to 1067 code for a protein of 330 amino acids. The record is from RefSeq and is a predicted model, not a curated record. Gene Ontology annotation, cellular component: endoplasmic reticulum. Gene Ontology annotation, molecular function: calcium ion binding.
UGUACAAUUUUGAGGUUAGCUUUCAAUGUUGGAGUUUCUACAUUAAUAACAAUUGAUUGAAAACUGAUCUAACGAUGCGUCGAUACGAAUGGAUUAUUUUGGCCUGGUGCUUACAUUUUCCUCCUAUUUCGUUGAGAUUCUGUAAUGCAGCUUCCGCGCACAUACACACUCAUCAGCACAAAGAAGGUUACGGAAAUGAAAGAACUGAGGAUGGAGCUUUUAGCCCUCGCAGUGGAAAUCAUUAUAUUAAUGGUGAUCAUCAUCAAGAAUUUGACCAUGAAGCAAUCCUUGGCAGCAUCAAGGAUGCCGAAGAAUUUGAUAAACUACCAAUCAAUGAAUCCAAACGACGUUUGGGAAUACUCUUGACUAAAAUGGAUCGGAAUGCAGACAAAUUUAUUGAAAGAAAUGAGUUGAAGGCAUGGAUAAUUCGAUCGUUCAGAAUGUUGUCGACGGAGGAGUCGCAAGAUCGUCUCGAGGACGCGGACUCAAAUGAAGACGGCAAAGUAAGCUGGGAAGAAAUUAUGCAAGAUUCUUACGGAUCUGAUCCCGAAGACUUGGCCCUUGAUGACAAGUUAAUAAGUGAUGAUAAGGCUACAUUUGAAGCCGCUGACAUUAAUGAUGAUGGAUACUUAACUGCAGAAGAAUUUAAAGCUUACACGCAUCCUGAAGAGACACCAGCAAUGUUUCCUUUGCUCUUAAGACAAGCAAUAGAUGAUAAAGAUUCAAACAACGAUGGCUAUAUUGACUUUCAAGAGUUUCUGGAGAAUAGAGCGCAAAGCGAAGAUAAAGAAUGGCUUUUAAUUGAAAAAGACAAGUUCGAUCACGAGCAUGACAAAAAUCGAGACGGCAGAUUGGACAAUGAAGAAAUCCUUUCCUGGCUGGUACCAAGCAAUAAUGACAUUGCAAGAGAUGAGGUGGAUCACCUAUUUGCGGCUGCGGAUGACGAUCAUGACAAUCGUUUAUCUUUCGAGGAGAUACUACAACAUCACGAUGCAUUCGUCGGCAGUGAAGCAACGGAUUACGGAGAUCAUUUGCAGGAUAUUGAACGUUUUCAAGAUGAACUUUAAAGCUUCAAAAAUUCUUUAGUGCUUGUCGUUUAUCUUUUAUUUAUCACAUAAUUCUAUUCUUGUAUGCUUAUAGUUUUGAAACUGGAUUUUUACAACGAUGGAGAUCAAUAUAUUUUUGGCUUUAUUUAAUAA